Tilletiaria anomala UBC 951 is the source of this 1145-nucleotide messenger RNA. RefSeq lists its product as uncharacterized. The transcript has 3 exons. The coding region runs from base 173 to 1003 and encodes 276 amino acids. Lineage: Eukaryota; Fungi; Basidiomycota; Exobasidiomycetes; Georgefischeriales; Tilletiariaceae. The record is from RefSeq and is a predicted model, not a curated record.
GUUCGUUGCUCUUGUGACCUCGCAGCGAGCUUCACCAUCGCAGUUUUGUCUUAACAAAAUCAGGGAUGAGUGCCGAGGGCGAAAACGGGGGUCACACCUCCAUGAUUUGACGCUCGGUUGGGGCACAGGAGAAACAAUUUGCACCCACCAACGCCUCGCGUUUUCUUUCACGAUGUACUGUCUCCGGUGGUGGGUACCGAUCUUUCUCCUUCCAUUCCCAUCAGCCCCGCCUGUUGUACUCGUCUUCUUCUUGACCGCAUAUGGCUAUCAAACCAGGCCUUGCAUCUAUUGUGCAGCUAUCCUUGUGGGCUUAUUCUUUUCGACGUGUUACUGGGACACUGCAGCCGCAGGCCUUACCUCGUCUGAUGCUUCAGCUGCAGGCGCUGCAGCCACGGGUAUAGGGACGAUAACCAAAUCCCUUCGCUCUGCGGCUGUCACACGAGAUUUUGAGAAAGAUGUGCCAGGUGCGAUGAAAACGGCUAUUGGUAAAGGAUUGUUCAAGGAAGAGAGCAGUGGUUGGCUCCAGAAGCUAUGGGCCAAUGCUCGCGUAGAUGGUAAAGCUAGCGGAAGCCACAAAUACGACACAACCUCACCAUCGGAACCUGCGCUUGGUUCCACUUCUGUAGCCGAGCCGCUCUUGUUUCAAUCGGAAGAAUCAAAUCCCGAUCCAGCAGCUUCCGAAUCAUAUCCCUCGGACCGUCGAAGCGAAGAGCAAGUUUGUAAUUGCUGGCUCACAUUUGGUCCGAAGGGUCGAGGCUUCAAGGGCUUCUUUCAGCCAGUCCCACGGCGUAGGAACGGGAGCAUGGCCAUGCAUCCAACGGCUUCAGCAGCGGUCGGGAUUAUAGAGGAUGUUGCAAAACGAACCACGACCAAGCUUGGCCUCAUGAAGAAAGGAGGCCUAGGCGAGAAAGGCUGGUUCCGGAAGUCAUCAAAACAUGAUCAAAGAGGGAUAUGGUUCGGGAUACCGGACUCGAGCUUCGGGGUAUAUGUCACCUUCCCUUGAAGUCUAAUGCACUUUUAAACAGCAUUAACAGGCACUAAUCGAUGAGGUAUAUCUACAUGUUCGUACUGUGGGCAUUUUUCUCUAAUGCGCCUUUUGCACUCAAACACGAUCACGGUCUUGUUUUUCCUUCGUCGCUUCCUGC